Messenger RNA from Vigna angularis (adzuki bean), 474 nucleotides. RefSeq names its product protein STAY-GREEN, chloroplastic-like. Bases 1 to 423 code for a protein of 140 amino acids. Lineage: Eukaryota; Viridiplantae; Streptophyta; Magnoliopsida; Fabales; Fabaceae. The record is from RefSeq and is a predicted model, not a curated record. The transcript is spliced from 3 exons.
AUGGGUUGUUCAACACUCCAAAGUCCAAUUCAUCCCGAUAUGAAAGAGAUAUUUGAAAGAGUGUUAAAACGAAGGGGUGAUGAUGAAUUUUGGAAUGAAUUGCAGUUGCAGGGAUGGUACAACAGAUUGCAAAGGGACGAAGUGGUGGCGCAGUGGAAGAAGGUGAAGGGAAGGAUGUCCCUGCACGUUCACUGCCACAUCAGUGGAGGUCAUUUUCUGUUGGACAUGUUAGCGAGGUUAAGAUACUUCAUCUUCUGCAAGGAGCUACCAGUGGUGUUGAAGGCAGUGGUUCACGGCGAUGUCACUGUAUUGAACCUGUAUGGUUUCGUUUUUGUUUUGUUACAUCGACUGAAAGAAAAGCUGAUGGAAGGAAUGGAAGAUGGAAGGAGACGAGGGAGAGGGAGAAGGAGAGAGAAAAGCUGAGAAAGACUGAGUCACCGUUGGGUUUGGAAGACUAAAAUCAAAGUUUCCUUA